ACCACAAUGUCCUCAGCCCCCACCAACUCCUCAUCCACCCCCACCCCUGGCGCGGCGCUGGGACUGACCCUUCUGGGGCUGGCAAUGGCCGUGGGGCUGCCAGGUAAUGCCCUGGUGCUCUGGAGCUGUGCCCUCACCCGCCGACGCAGCCUCCCCGUCCUCCUCGUCUUCCACUUGGCCGUGGCCGAUGUCAUCACCCUCCUGACCGCCCCCGUCUUCCUCCGGGCCUUGAGCGUCGGCCGCUGGGACCUGGGCUCGGCCACCUGCCGCGGGUGUCACUACCUCUGCGCCGCCGCCAUGUACGUCAGCGUCUUCCUCAUCGCCCUGCUGGGUCUCCACCGCUGCCUGCUGGUCUCCCGGCCGGUGCUGGCAGCAGCCACAGCGGGGGACAGCGCGGGGCGCGCGGCUCAUGGGGCCGCAGCGGUGACGUGGGUGGUGGCUCUGACCUUGGCCGCCCCGUCCAUUGCCUUCUGGCAGGUGGCAGAGGGGCACUGCCGGCGGGUGCACCGCAGCCCUCCUUGGCAGGUUGCCCACAACCUGCUGGAGACCAUCCUGGGCUGGGCUCUGCCCUUGACCACCGUGGCCGUCGGCUACGGGCUCCUGCUCCACCGGCUCCGCCGGACCCGCCUGGCCAGGCGUGGCCGGACCUUCCGGCUGGUGGCUGCUGUGGUGGUGGCCUUUGCAGUAGCCUGGGGGCCAUACCACCUGGCCAGCUUGUUGGAGGUGGCAGCGGUCCUGCGAGGGGGUGGGGGGCCCUUGGAGGCAGCUGCCAAAGCCACCCGGCCGCCAGCCACCGCCUUGGCCUUCCUGAGCAGCGCGGUGAACCCCCUGCUCUACGCCUGCGCGGGGCGGCGGCUGCGGGGCCACCUGGCGGGGUCCCUCCUUCCCCGGCUGCUGGAGGGCUCGGCCGCCGGGGGGGCAUCCCGAAGGACCACCACUCAGCAGGGGAGGGGCGGGAGAGAGGAUGGGGAGACAGCAGGAGGGGAGGCGGAGGGAGAGGAGGGGAGGAAGUGA
Apus apus (common swift) is the source of this 1014-nucleotide messenger RNA. RefSeq names its product leukotriene B4 receptor 2-like. The transcript has a single exon. NCBI's taxonomy places the organism in Eukaryota, Metazoa, Chordata, Aves, Apodiformes, Apodidae. Gene Ontology annotation, molecular function: leukotriene receptor activity; complement receptor activity. Bases 7 to 1014 code for a protein of 335 amino acids. Gene Ontology annotation, biological process: positive regulation of cytosolic calcium ion concentration; inflammatory response; phospholipase C-activating G protein-coupled receptor signaling pathway. The record is from RefSeq and is a predicted model, not a curated record. Gene Ontology annotation, cellular component: plasma membrane.